AUGACCCUCGCUGAUGACAUCCCAUCCUCCGGCACAUCCCAUCGCCCACCCGAGCCGUGCCUGGACCACCUCCACGAGGAGCCCCUCGUUGCCACCAGGUACCCCCCGGCUUGCCUCACCCUGCCCGCGCAGGGCGAUUGCGGCAGGGCCGGGGCAUGCAGUGGGGCGAGGAGGAGGAGGAAGAGGAAGAGGCAGGUGCUGAGCAGCCCCAUGAGGAUCCUGCCCGCCUGCUGCCCGGGAUCACUCUCCUUCCUGCGGGUAGGGGGCAUUUCUCCGUGCCCAGCCAGGGAAGGCAAACACGAGGAGCAGCAGGUGGAAGGAGGGAUCGUCUCCAAGAACUUCACCAAGAAAAUCCAGCUGCCCUAUGAGGUGGAUCCCAUCACGGUCUUCGCCUCCUUGUCGCCAGAGGGGCUGCUGAUCAUCGAGGCACCCCAGAUCCCCCCCUACCAGCAGUACGGCGAGGGCGGCUGCGGCAGCGAGAUCCCCGUGGAGAGCCAGGAGGCCACCUGCACCUGA
Messenger RNA from Charadrius vociferus (killdeer), 516 nucleotides. RefSeq names its product heat shock 22kDa protein 8 (gene HSPB8). Gene Ontology annotation, cellular component: protein folding chaperone complex; nucleus; cytoplasm. Lineage: Eukaryota; Metazoa; Chordata; Aves; Charadriiformes; Charadriidae. Bases 1 to 516 code for a protein of 171 amino acids. The transcript has 3 exons. The record is from RefSeq and is a predicted model, not a curated record. Gene Ontology annotation, biological process: cellular response to unfolded protein. Gene Ontology annotation, molecular function: protein homodimerization activity.